Messenger RNA from Liolophura sinensis, 1230 nucleotides. RefSeq names its product receptor-type tyrosine-protein phosphatase kappa-like. Gene Ontology annotation, biological process: protein dephosphorylation. The transcript has 10 exons. Bases 1 to 1230 code for a protein of 409 amino acids. The record is from RefSeq and is a predicted model, not a curated record. Gene Ontology annotation, molecular function: protein tyrosine phosphatase activity. Lineage: Eukaryota; Metazoa; Mollusca; Polyplacophora; Chitonida; Chitonidae.
AUGCAGAACAAGACCCAGAUCGUCAAACAAUUUCACUUCACGGCUUGGCCAGAUCAUGGUGCGCCCUCUAACGCCAGUAGCUUAUUGGACUUCCAGAGAAAAGUCCUGGGACAUAAAUCAGCAUUGAAUGGGCCUAUAGUGGUGCACUGCAGCGCUGGAAUAGGCCGUACAGGAACGUUCAUAGCUCUAGACUACCUGAUAAACCAAGCCAAAGAGGAAGGUGUGGUGGAUGUGCCGGCCUGUGUCAGGCUGCUCAGGGAACAGCGAGUCAACAUGGUCCAGAGUUUGGAGCAGUAUGAAUUUCUGCACGAGGCCCUGGCAGAAGCCUUAGAGCUCCAGGAAGGGUCAAUCCCAGGUGUGAAUUUCUCCAGCGUGUUUGCUGAUCUCUGUACUGUUAACCCGGAGACUGGACAACUGGAGAUAGCAGAACAGUUCCAGCGGCUGAAUGAGAAAACCCCUCCUCUGGACAAGGCUACUCUGGUGACAGCUUUACAUCCUGACAACCUGCACAAGAAUAGGUCUGACAAAAUUGUCGCCGCGGACAACUACAGGCCUUACUUAUCCACUCCAGUGGCUGGCAAAAACAACUACAUAAACGCCGUCUUCCUUUCCAGCUAUAUGCUGAAGAGAGGUUUCAUCAUCACACACACGCCAUUACCGAAGACUGUGGUGGAUUUCUGGCGUCUGGUUUAUGAUCACGGCAUCGCCACCAUCGUUAUGCUGGACGAUGUGGACAACGAAUCUGAGAACGUGGGUAUAUACUGGACGGAGAAAAGGAAAACGUUCGAUCCUUUUGACGUAAAAUGUACGCAGAAGGAAGAGGAAAGUGGCUUCACAGUAAGGACGUACAACCUGGCCUAUAAGGACACGAAAGUGUCGUGUCCAAUCAAGCAGUUCCGCUGUGGGCUCUGGUCGAGCGCGCCUUCUUGUGAUUCAAUUCCUUCCCUGCUGGCCGUCAUAGAUGGCGUGACAAGCUGGCAAAAGGUGGCCGGACACCAGCCUAUCUUGGUUCACUGCAGGGACGGACUAACAAACAGUGGACUAUUCUGCGCGGCCUCAUUUGUACUGGAGAGACUGAAACUUGACCGAGACGUGAACAUUCCUCAAGCAGUCAAACAAAUGCGGGUGGCCAGGCCUCAGAUAAUCACUGAUUUGGAUCAGUUCCAGUUCCUCCACCAGGUGGCGCUGGCAUAUCUGGAAACUUUCCACACCUAUGCCAACUUCAAAUAA